Molecule: messenger RNA, 1726 nt
Organism: Populus euphratica (Euphrates poplar)
Lineage: Eukaryota; Viridiplantae; Streptophyta; Magnoliopsida; Malpighiales; Salicaceae
Product: cytochrome P450 CYP749A22-like
Exons: 5
Coding region: 173-1726 (517 amino acids)
Molecular function (GO): oxidoreductase activity, acting on paired donors, with incorporation or reduction of molecular oxygen; iron ion binding; heme binding
Source: RefSeq, a predicted model, not a curated record
CACUAUCUACAGGUGGUGGUUGUUUUUGCUACCUGUCUAGAGGAUAGAGCCAGAUGGGAAUGUAGUUUUCUCUCAUGCAAACAACAAUUCCAAGAUACCAAAGCCCUCUAUAUUAAAACCAGGGUUUCUCUGUUUAUGUUCAGUCAGUGAAGAACACAUUCUUCUAGCAGUCAUGGCGAACCCAAUAUUCUACUUUUCAAGCUGUCUACUCUUAUCCAUUGUCAUUAUUCUUGUCAAGUUCUUUCAUAAAGUGUGGUGGACUCCAAUUCGCAUUCAGUCUUCGAUGAAGUCACAAGGAAUCAAAGGCCCUUCUUACAGAUUCCUGCAUGGUAACACCAAAGAGAUCAUCAACAUGAUAAGCAAAAUUAGGAGCAGUCCCAAGGAAGUAUUACAUCAUACAUUCCCUAUAAUUCAACCUCACAUUUAUUCAUGGAUCAAGCUCUACGGGAUGAACUUCCUCCAAUGGUACGGUCCACAACCACAAUUGAUCAUCACAGAACCUGAGCUGAUCAAAGAGAUAUUGAACAACAAAGAUAGAGCAUACCCAAAAGCAAAGGCCCCAAAUUACGUAAAGCAGCUCCUAGGGGAUGGACUUGUCACAUCAGAAGGUGAAAAAUGGUUAAAGAUGAGAAAACUGGCCAACCAUGCUUUCCAUGGAGGGAGCUUAAAAAAUAUGAUUCCAGCAAUGAUUGCCAGUUCAGAGAUUAUGCUUCAAAGAUGGAGACAUUAUGAGAGCAAGGAGAUAGAUGUGUUUCGAGAGUUCAAGGUUUUAACAUCAGAAAUUAUUUCCAGGACAGCUUUUGGAAGCAGCUACUUGGAAGGGCAGCACAUAUUUGAUAUGCUAACGAGGAUGGCUCACAUUAUUUCAGGAAACAAUUACAGAAUUAGAAUUCCUGGAAUUGGAAAAUUUUUUAAGACAAUUGAUGAGAUUGAAUCAGAAAAUCUGGAAGCGACAAUAAGAAGCUCUUUCAUGAACAUGAUGAAGAAAAGAGAGCAAGAGGCAAUGUUAGGAAAUAUAGAUGGCUAUGGACAUGAUUUCUUUGGAUUGCUCCUAGAGGCCUAUCACCAUACGGAGAAGACCAAGAAAAUAUCAGUAGAUGACCUCAUUGAUGAGUGCAAGACUUUUUAUGUAGCUGGGCAGGAAACGACAUCAAGCUCCCUUACCUGGAGUGUUCUUCUUCUAGCAAUUCACACAGAUUGGCAAGAUAAAGUAAGGAAUGAGGUGCUUGAAUUAUUUGGCCAACAAAAUCCAAGUCAAGAUAGCAUUGCAAAAUUGAAAAUUAUGAGUAUGGUAAUUAAUGAAUCUCUAAGACUAUAUUCUCCUGCUGCUGUUGUGACAAGGAGAGUUGAAAGGGAAAUUAAAAUGGGAAAAAUAACUGUUCCAGCUAAUAUGGAAGUCCUCAUUUCAACUUUAGCACUUCAUCAAAAUCCUGAAAUAUGGGGAGGAGAUGUUCAUCUUUUUAAACCAGAGAGAUUUGCAGAAGGGUUGGCUAAAGCUACAAACAAUAACAUUGCUGCAUUCUUUCCAUUUGGUUUGGGACCUCGAACUUGUGUGGGGGUGAACUUUGCACUUACAGAAACAAAGGUUGCACUCUCUAUGAUCCUGCAACGUUACAGGUUUACUCUCUCACCAACUUAUGCCCACUGCCCAGUUGAAGUUCUAACAAUGUGCCCACAACAUGGAGUUCAAGUCAUUCUCCAACCAUAUGAACCCAAGUUGUUCUGA